Messenger RNA from Penicillium macrosclerotiorum, 1455 nucleotides. RefSeq lists its product as uncharacterized. Lineage: Eukaryota; Fungi; Ascomycota; Eurotiomycetes; Eurotiales; Aspergillaceae. Bases 1 to 1455 code for a protein of 484 amino acids. The record is from RefSeq and is a predicted model, not a curated record. The transcript has 6 exons.
AUGGGGCUUGAGAGCAUGAGAGUGGGAGCGACAUACGCGCCUACAACCAAAAUUCUCGAAAACAACUAUGCGCCAGACUUGGAUCCCCUAGAACUGUACUCUCUCGUCCCAUUUCCGGAAGACUACUGGACGCGAGCAGAGACCCGGCAUUGCUUUACCACAGAGCAGGAAAAUGUUCAGGUGACUUUGUCGGACGUGAAACUGGGGAGUGGUGUGGAAGUACACAUUUUGAAGUCAUUGGCCGAAUUGCGCGCCUGGAACACCGAUUCUGGCAAGACAGAAAGCGAACUGAGAGUCAUUUCUGUUGAUCAGAUAUACUCCUGGAGUUCACUAAACGUGUCUCGCCAGAUCUUCCAAGAGAUCAUUGAUAUUGCCGGGGCCUCAUCAGAAAUCCUCGAAUAUCCUCUCGCCUUCUGCGAGAAGAGUGUUGGGGUGGAAGAGGCCUUUAGUAGUGCGCCUAUUUUCAAAUUUAAUGGUCGUACCAUCGAAGUCGUUUACGUAUUGAAGUACCCUGUUUGCAGGUCUGUUGAAGGUGGAAUGGACCCUUGGGCCAUUCGCCAGACAGCAGUGUAUCAAAAGUAUGAAACAGACACCAAUCGGUCCACAUGGAUCUUCCUCAAUCCUACCUUGGACUGUGUCUUUCAAGAACGCCUCACGAGACUCUUGCGGAACCCAUCCCUGGUGCAAGCCUUCAAAAUCCAGCCGCUUCUUAUUCACAACAUCCUCUUUGGGACAUUCUUUCCCCUGUGGCGAGAUUACCUAGCCCACCAUGAGCGCAAAAUUCUCACUAUUGCCAACACAAAUAUGGCCCAGCGCCUAGAAGAGGAGCUGCGACUGAACCAUGAGACACUAAACACCGUCCGUCAUACAGAGGCUCGCUGUCUAUCUCUGGUACCCAUCUUUAGAUCACUCCAACAGAGCUUCCAGGCAUUGCAUUAUUUUAAUGACGCCUUAGCGGAGAGCAACAUCACGCAGCAGUCAGAUGCUUAUUCAAUGAAGCAGCUACUCCGCAACUACACCAGUAUGGUGGAUGCGUACAGCCAGCAAGCAGAGUUUCUGAAGUCUCGGACCGCAUGUCUCGCAGUCUCCAUCACAGAUACCCUCUCUUUCAAAGACUCUUUCACGGCAAAAAGCCAGAGCCAAUAUAUGCUCGAUUUGACACUUUCUACUGUCGACGACUCCACAACCGUGCGCGUUAUCACGAUUGUCACGCUGAUCUAUCUUCCUCCCACAUUCAUGGCAACCCUCUUGGGAAUGAAUUCCUUUUUCGAGAUGGACCCCAAUAAUCACAACUUGGUUGUGUCCCCACGAUUCUGGAUAUACUUUGUGGUAUCUGUACCAUUGACAGCAGCCACGUUGUUAUACUGGUGGUUUUUCAAGAGCAGUAAACAGCGCGCAAAGUCAAGAAACAAGGAGGAUAUUAUGGAAAAAGGCUCGCUGUAUGAUUCGACAUGA